Messenger RNA from Paramuricea clavata, 6272 nucleotides. The record is from the annotation of a GenBank genome assembly. Lineage: Eukaryota; Metazoa; Cnidaria; Anthozoa; Malacalcyonacea; Plexauridae.
AUGUUUGGUAAAUUUGAUCAAAGUUACGAAUGAUAUUUUUAAUAUGCAAUGAUUUUGACUCCUACAUAAAAGGAUAAAAUUUUGUGAUUGGAUAUUGGAACGAUUUCCGGCUUUAAGUCAUCACUAAUUAUUUGUUGCCAGUUUUUUACGCAAGUUAAUUGGGUGUGUAUAUACUGUGACGUCAUAAAUCUAAACAAAUUGUUGAAUGUUUAUAUAGUGACCGUUGGUCAUAUCACAGGUCAUAUUGAGUAUUCAUAUUUAAGCAUUUCCCCUGGACAGGAACAUUGAAGGAGUAACAUCACGUCGGAAAAUAUCAGUUAAAGGUAUGUGCGCGUCUAUUUUAAAUUUCACUACCAUACACGUCUAGUCCAGGUUGAAAAUACCUUUAGCACUUAUCUGGUAUGUUUGAAAUGGUUCAAAAUCAUCAAAUGGCAUGCACUAUUAUCUUAUGUACGCCUUUUCGAGGUUCGCGUCGCCAUCUUGCCUGCAUGGUAGGGCAAACACAGAGCAACAAUACCAUCACCCUCACGAGACAAUGUUUGUACUUUGAAAGAACUUGGAAACUUCGAGAGAAAUUUUAUGAAGUGAAGUACAACGGAUUGAUCUAUAUUAUGUAUAUAUUAUAUUCUGAAAUACGAUGAACAUGCAUUUGGCGGCUUUCUGUUGAUAGUGAAUAAAUCAAUUUUCCAUUUCGCUCCGCAAGAUGGGAUUGAGUGACUCAGUUUUAAUUUGUAACUGUCAAAUCGUAAAAUCUGUAUAAUAUCGAAUAUUCUGUAUUUGAGGUAAUGUAUGUGUCAUCAUUACAUUUACAUACAAUGCGUGUUUUAGACCACGAAAUGUCUGAGAGAGUUCGAUCGACACCAAAAUAUACUAUAGCUCAGUUAAUAACCUUCCCUUCACCCUAGACUAAGCUUGUCAGGCGACGAUCAUUUUCUUGGUGCAUACAUAUUUGUAUUUAUUUCACAUCCGCUUGGGGGAUGUUUAUUGACCCGUAGCAAAACCCAUAAUUAAGGGACCCCAUAAUUGGAGAUUAUCUCUGUGGCUAGUCCCUGUCCGAAUUGUAUGUAAAUUUUGUAAAGUAUUAGUUUUAUUUAUGUCUGUUAUGUUUGGCGAAUCUUCAGUAAAAAUAAUUAAAAAAAAAUAAAAAACCAGAUAUAGUACUUACAGUGCCCUGGAACAUGUAUGAAUAAAUUUAAGGCUUGAUUCCGAAACCAACAGACUAACAAACCAACGAGUGAGAUUAGCAAACUAACACACUACCUAACUACCUACCUAACUACCUAACUACCUACCUAACUACCUACCUAACUAACUAACUAACUAACUAACUAACUAACUAACUACCUAACUAACUAACUAACUAACUAACUAACUAACUAACUAACUAACUAACUAACUAACUAACUAACUAACUAACUAACUAACUAACUAACUAACUAACUAACUAACUGACUAACUAAGUAACUAAGUAACUAACUAUCUAACUAACAAUUAAAUAACUAACUAACUAACUUACUAACUAACCAAUACACUAACAAACUAACAGACUAACAAACUCACGCAGCCAAUAUAAAGUGAUGCCUAACUUCCCCUAGCAGCUGGGCACCGCAAUUUGCUUCUCUAAUGAAGGAAGCUAGUGGAGUUCCCCUUCUGGAGUAGCGGCUUAAUUACCAUACACAAGAUAUGCAUCUGCGUUUCGGCUUUCGAUGUAAUCAUUGAUAUGGAUGCCGGUGCGUACAAUGCGGGUGCACAGAUGAUUUAACACAAACAGAUUUACAGAUUACUUACGAAACAUAAAAUUCCUUGUGUCUGCAUUGAUGUUUUUGUGUUUGAUUUUAUAUUUCGUCUUAAGAAAAAAACCUUUUGAUAACAAAUUGCUCUCGAUGCCCUUAGCAAAUUCCGGCAUCCUUGACAUGUUCACGUGACUUCAUUAAAAUUUUAAAAAAUUACUAUUUAUUCUUUUUACAGGUUCAGUUCAAAGUAAUCAGAGAUGUUUCAAGCUACGUUCGUACUGGCAAUCAUAUUUCUGGUCCACCUUGAUCUAUCUUCUGCAAGACAGAUAUCGACCAGCUUUAAUAAACAACAAGGUACAACAAUGAACUGACAAAGCGUAUUAAUAGUUAUACACACAUGUCUGUUUUACUGUUUAUGAUAAAUAUAUCAUUUUGUAUCGAUAUAGAAACAUCGGAUGAACUUGCAGUAACUCACCUCAGACAAAAACGUAAGUGCUUAACUUUAUAAAAGAUUUGUUAUAUUCUCUGCUGUGGAAUUUCCUGAGUGUACUGUUUGAAAGUACCAUUUAUCCCAUGCAAAAGAUCGGUAUAUUUUCAGUUGUAUAUUCAGUGUUCCUCGCGGAUACUCAAUUUGCCUUUUUCAAAAGUUCUGAAGUGCGUAAAAACAAGCGAAAAAUUCAGUUGAUCGGAUAACAAAACAAUCUUCAAUAUGAACAUUGAACAACACUUACUUCACUACAUGACUCGUGAGGUAUCUAUGGGUGAAAAUUGAAAACUUUCUUCAAUCAUGUUGCCAAUAUUCCUCACGACCCCAAGAUCUCACCCAACUUGAGUUAUCACAUUUCAGUCCCCCACAAAACGGAACUCAUCUAAAUUAAUUAUUAUGUGUUCAUUGCAAUGACCAACUAAUUAUAAUACAGUAGUUUGAUCACCUUGACAUCUCUGAGACUUCAAUUUGUGAAAUACGCAACAAAAAGCUGCUGUGACAGCAUCAGCAUUGGAGUUUGAACACAAAUUAUGCUUCAAUGUAUAUAUCACAGUGCAAACAACAAAUUUAUGCAUAACUCGUUCCUAUUUUCAUGAAUUCGUUGCUUGCAUGAUACAGUUACCCUCGGUUCGUCUUUAAACGCCGAUGCUGAAAAUUUGGUGACCAAAAUCAAUUUGGUGACUCAAAUCAAAGCAGCUUUUUGUUGGGUAUUCAUAGGCGUAUGGGGCUGAUGCUUUCCAGGGGGGCAGUUGAAAGUUUGCCCGAACUUUUAUGGAGGAUUGUAAUGAUAGAAAUUACCUGAAUUUAACGUAUUUUCUGAUAAAUCUGUCCGAAUUCUCUUGAUUUUUCCUAGCAAAAUUAGGGGGGGAGGUUGCCCCCCCCUGUCUCGUACGCCUAUGUGCGUAUUUCACAAAAUGAAGUCUCAGAGAUGUCAAUGUCAUCAAACUACUCGAUUUUUAUGAGGCGUAUGCACCUCCGAGGUUUACUAGAACAGUAUAGAUUUUCAAUUAGAACAGUAAAUUUUUACUAAGUCUGGGCAGGUGCUUGCAUGGUUCUUCGAGUCCCGCUUGCGCCUCGCCCAUUUAGGGUCUCCGAAUAAUUGACUUUAUAAUUAGACUUUGUACAUAUACUGUAAUGGACCCUAAUAAAGACAAUAAUAAUAAUAAUAAUAAUAAUAAUAAUAAUAAUAAUAAUAAUAAUAAUAACUACUGUAUUAUAAUUACUUGCUCGUUGCAAUGAAUACAUAAUUAAUUUAGAUGGGUUCUGGUUUUUGUGUGACACCCUGUGUAUCCCUUAGCCUGAUUGACGAACACUUGUCAUUUUCAGGAGGAUUAUUUAGUGCGAUCAGUGCAGGAUUAACCAUUGCGUCCUGGAGUAGCUAUGGUGUGAGUUUAAGUUCGAGUGUGUAUCACGCGAUCAGAAGAUGUGAAGAUUAUCGUCCUAAACCAUGUAAACAUCCAACAUGCCAGUACAUCUCUCCCUGUCCUCACUUUCUUUGUCAAAGUUCCGAGAAAAAUAAAGACUAUGUGGAUCAAAGCAAAGUGAAGAUGAAGGCGGCACUGGAUGAAAUAGACUCCUUGGUAUUGCACGGUAAAGUAGAUUGAUUUCUUAUUUGUUAGCUAAUGAUAGCUUGUAUUUCUUUUAUUUCCUACAAUCUGAAUGGCUGCGUGAGCGGACGGCUUUUUCCAUAUAUCUUGAUUGUGCUCCAAAGAGUUAUUUUUGAGCGAUAAAUUUUAGUUUCCAAAAUUUAGUUUCCAAAAAUACCACUUAGUUUACGAAGUGGUAUUUUAAACAUAAACUGAAGUAGACUGAAUUAACUGACUUCUCUGGGUUUUGUUUAAAGCCCGAAAUGUACUUUUCCACGACCAAAAUGCGAAAAGCAAAUAUUUUUUGAUAUUAACAUUAUCGAAAAAGCAGUGGUCAGUGAUUUGAUUCAAAUGCUCAGCAUAUUUUAUACCUGCAUGGUUCCCGUAAAUUUCUUUUUCAUGUUGUUUUACUUCAGCACUCCAACUCGAGGUUGAUGGGAAAAACGCCAACAUAAACAAUGAACGAAUAUUAAACUACAUCAAUACAAUUAAUGGAAAUCUCGAUAGACUUGUGAGUGGCAUAGUCAGUGUGGAUGGCGGUCUUUCUGAGGAAUUCAAGAAAAAGUCAUUGGAAAUUUUGGUGAGGUUAAUUCCUGGUUCACACUAGUGGGAUAAGCAUAUAAAGCAGGAAUACAAAAGGAAAUUAUGCCUUUGCCUUCGGGACUUGCAAAAAAAGCGGGCAUAAUUUUCUUUUGCAUCGUUUCUUAUGCUUCGAGGUUUCCUGUGCUUAUGCCGCUUGGUUCACCAACCUCGUUCCCAGGCUCUUACCUCUUGUGGAGUAAAGACCCUGGUAGAAGUUGGUCAUGUGAUCUGCUAAAAUCUAACUGAGUUUUAAUUAAUUGAUGAUGAUGUUGAGUCUGAAAAGCGAAGCCAGCUUCGUGUUAACCGCGCAGACAAAAACAAUAGCAAGGGACUGGAACUGACGUCCAAUAGCUCCUUCCAUUUUCGUCAUCUUGGCAAGGAGUGCGCCGAAAUUUCAUAUUUUGGCUUUGAUUUAAGGACUAAUAUUAUGAUUUUACUGUAUCAACUGAAUGCUUGACUGGGGAUACUGUCCGCUAGAAAAAACUGGAUUUAGCUGGGGAAAAUGGUAUAAAAAACUGUUUACGACCUUCAGAGAAAGGUCAUUAAUGGCUGCCAUCUUGGCUCAUUGAAAUAAAUAUAACUGGAACGCUACCUCCAACCGGAAAUUUGAAGUCAAACUUGAAGGCCAGUCCCAGUCUUUUCAUGCAUGCGAAGAACGCUGAAUGACCUGAAUCAGCCAAUCAUGAAACACGCGUGUCUGGGGGUCAAGAUUUGGCUUCAAGAUAAAGCAGUUUAUCUGAAGGUAGCGUUGCAGUUAUAUUCAUUUCAAUGUCUUAGCUUUCCUUUUCUCAUCGGUCAAAUGACUGAAGCUUUUGUUCCAGUUAUAUAUAGAGCUCACUGUAUUGGCUUCAUUUUUGCUGACGUGAUGAGCGAUGUCGACAGAGAAAAUUCGCUUCGCAAAAACAAAUUCGCUUCGUGGGAAACAGGCGCCAGUGAGAAGUAGUGGUAGCUGUAGUCAAAUGUGCACCAUUCUGUUUGGUUCACUGCCAAUUAAUGUUUCUAUAGUUUAUAUAUAAUCUUUUGUUCUUUUACAGUAAGUAAUAUCUAUCAAAUUGAAUCUUCUUUUGCAGAAAAUGGUGCAGGAUAAAAGAACAACAGUAGAUCAAAUUGUUGCAAGUCCUACCAUGAAGGGGAUUUUUGAUGAGUGGACGUGGGAUGGUACAGGUCGUUUUGUAUUUUCAGUGGCAUUGACUGUUGGAUAUGGUAUAUAUCUGCCACUCAAAGAAAGAUAUGCUAUCAACAAGGUAUCACUAUAUUUCUAAUGUGUUUGUUGUUUUGCCAUAAAUUGUUGAUCAUGAUUCAUUUCCGUGGAAAGCUCUGCUAUCGUAAGAUCUUACUUGACUCGUAGGGGCGUGGUUGCUACGGGCGAACUUUCUUUGAUAAAAGGUAAUGAAAUUUGUGUGGAGCAUAUUAUAAUCUGUUCAAAGAGUUUGCUCAAAGGAUAAUUGAUUCACUGCAAGUUUUGCCAUAAAAGGAACUUGCUGAAGAGCCAGUUUCGUAUACUUUAGCUUCUUCUAAAUGAUCUAUCCUCUGGCUCAAAUGUUGCACAGUUAUUUAUCCCAGUGUAAUCCUAGUAUUCCUUAUAGAAAGUUUCAAUAUUUUGUGAACAUAUUUCUUAUUUUCUUUAUUUCUUGUAGCUUUAUAAAGAGAUGAGAGCAGACUUUCAAAAUAAAUUUGAAGCUCAAAGAACCGCAGCCAACCCCCAUGGGCUCGCCCAACCAAAAAUCCACAAUAAAUUUGCGUAUGUUCAAGGAUUUACAACGAAGCAAAUUCAGAGUCAAAUUAAAAGUGCAGCAAAAGCUAUACAUAAAUCAAACAAAGCUCAUCAAACUCAAGGAUUUGUCUCCAAAGCAGUCGGACCAAUUGUAAAUGGUCUGUACACAG